CUCUCUCUCUCUAAAGGUCAUCUCUGUCUUAAACGGCGAAGCGUUGAAGUUAAACAUGGGCUGUCUUCUUCGCGUUGUGCUAAAUUCUCGCUGUGAAAAAUGGUAUUAAAAUGAAGGAGCGUGAGGGGGUUGUUGACAUUUUCUGUGCUUCCUGCGUAAGGUGAUGUGUGAUACAGAUAAGCAUUUGCUAGUUCAAUUCUCAUCUGGACAAAUGGGGUUUAAAGUCAACUUACAACCAAGUUGCCUUGCUAGCUUGCUAGGGUUUUCGCGAGUUAUAAGAAGAAGGCGCCAUUGAGAGAGAGAGAGAGAGAGAGAGAGAGAGGGGCUAUAACACCAGAAAAAAAGAGAUGUUGAAGCUUGUUGAGAAGGAUCCACCACAUCCCCUUCAAAUGCGUUUCUUCGAUAUCCUUCAACAAGAAGCUCAAGAAAUUUCCUCCUCAAACUCUUCCAAUGAAGAGGCCGAAGAACCUCAGCUCGUGUCUCUUUGCCUCGGACGUAUGAAUGACAAGAAGGAAACGAGCGAGUCCGACGAUCCUACACAAGACAUCAAGACCAGCCUCACUCUCGGGUUGGACUUCAAAGGUGAAUUCUCGUCAAAGCUCGCACCAGAUCCUCAUCACAAGAGCCAGUUGGAAUUAGAAAAUCCUGAUGAAGAAGAAGGGAAAGAAACUUGUCUGUCAAGUAAGACUCGGAAGACGACUUGUAAUGGUGAAGAUAACGAGGUUUCACAGCCAGAGCAAGUGAAGAGAGCUAGGGUUUGUGUGAGGGCCAGAUGUGACACAGCCACGAUGAACGAUGGAUGUCAAUGGAGAAAAUAUGGACAAAAGAUUUCCAAAGGGAACCCAUGUCCUCGAGCAUAUUACCGUUGUACGGUUGUCCCGGCAUGCCCCGUUAGAAAACAAGUCCAAAGAUGUCCCGAAGACAUGUCCAUAUUGACCACGACCUACGAGGGCACUCACAACCACCCACUUCCCAUUUCAGCCAGGGCCAUGGUUUCCACCACCUCGGCCGCUGCUUCCAUGCUCCUGUCUUCUUCUUCAACCUCGACCUCCGACCAAUCCAGCCUCUCUGGUUCCACGUUCCACACAGGCCUAAGCUUCAGCCCGUAUGACAGUCAUUCAAGAAGCAGGCCCUUCUCGUUCCACCCAAACCCUUACUCGGCUUUGAACCCAACAAUCACUCUAGACCUCACCCAUGAUGCGCCAUCCACUUCGACCAUGAGCCACUUCAAGCCCAAGUCCAACGUCGGGCCGACAUCUUUAUGGGGCUACGAUUACACGAGUGGCCGUCCCAUGUUGUUGCCUGGUUACGUUAGGGCCCAAACUGGGCCAAUUGGACAAGAGAAGCAGCCGCAGCAAGAGCAGAUGAAUCCCAGCACCACCGUGGACAAGGACCAACAGAUUUAUUCUCAACAGUCUCUGACGGAGACCCUGACCAAGGUGCUCACGUCGGACCCGAGUUUCCGGUCGAUUGUGGCGGCAGCGAUUUCGUCCAUGGUUGGAGGCGAUAAGGCACCUACCGGCCAAGGCGGAACGGGAAGAUUUGGCCCGGCCGGACUAUGAAACAUCAAAGAGAGAUGCAACGAUGUUCUCUGUUUUCCCCUAGGUGAUGAGCUGGGACAAGAUUCUACAACAAAAAAAAUCCUUCUCUGGGGAUAAAAAAAUGCUAGUUUGCGAAAAUUUGUAAGUUCCGCAGAUGUUGAUGACUUCCAAUAAUCAUGAAGGCAUAAAACAAAACUAGUUAAUU
Molecule: messenger RNA, 1746 nt
Organism: Syzygium oleosum
Lineage: Eukaryota; Viridiplantae; Streptophyta; Magnoliopsida; Myrtales; Myrtaceae
Product: probable WRKY transcription factor 72
Exons: 3
Coding region: 348-1562 (404 amino acids)
Biological process (GO): regulation of DNA-templated transcription
Molecular function (GO): sequence-specific DNA binding; DNA-binding transcription factor activity
Source: RefSeq, a predicted model, not a curated record